This is a messenger RNA of Vitis vinifera (wine grape), 1966 nucleotides long. RefSeq lists its product as uncharacterized. The record is from RefSeq and is a predicted model, not a curated record. NCBI's taxonomy places the organism in Eukaryota, Viridiplantae, Streptophyta, Magnoliopsida, Vitales, Vitaceae. The coding region runs from base 341 to 1228 and encodes 295 amino acids. The transcript is spliced from 9 exons.
AAGUUUACCAAAUAGGUUUUUAAGUUAGAAAAAAUCGUUUUCACAUUUUCCAAACAAACCCUAAGCAUCUUGUUUGAUUUUGUAAUUUAAUUGGAUGAAAAGUGAAAGUCUGCAUUUCUUCCAUUAGUUUUUAGGAGGAAAAAAGGGAAGUGGGUGCAUGAUUCACUGAUUCGGUUUUGGGGUGGAAUAACAUUACAGCAGUGAAGUUUUAUCAUAGGCCGAUCUUCUUUCUCUUGGCGUGUCUUAUCAUCAGUCUCUACGCAAAUAAGGAAGCCUUGGGAGAAGAAAGCCAUCGAAAUCCAUUCUUCUGGAUCCAACUCCUGGGGCCUUUGUGGUAAAAAUGAAGACCUUUGUGGUUUCGUUAUUGAUGGUUUUGCUCGUGGUGUCUCGGGUUCCGUAUAGGACGGCCUUGCCAUCCACUGUUCCGGCAUUUCUGUGGUCCCAUCACCAAUUUGAAAUGAAGGAAGCUGUUAAUUAUCAGACACUCUAUCCAAAGGAUUUAGCCAAGUCUGUUGUGUCUGAAGGGGGCUGGUCAAACUUGCUGUGCUCUGGGGAGAAAGAUCAGCAGCCUGUGGAUCUUGCACUUGUUUUUGUUGGUAGAGAGUUGUCAUCUUUAGAUAUUUCUGGAAGCAAACAUGCAGACCCAGCACUUGUGGACUUGCUUAAGGUUUCUUUCGCAAGGUCCAAUUUUUCCAUGGCAUUCCCUUAUGUUGCUGUAUCAGAGGAGAAAGAGGCAAUGGAAAAUUCUCUGAUCUCGGGUUUUACAGAAACUUGUGGACAUGAUCUUGGUGUCAGCAAUGUUGCUUUCCUGGAGUCAUGCUCUGUAGAGGGUGGAAAUUUUAAAAAACUUGCAGACCUGCACUCAGUCCAUGAUUAUCUGGUUUCAAGGAGGAAAAUGAGGCCAGUGGGUCCCACAGAUUUGGUUAUGUUCUGCCAUGGUGGCUCUCAUUUGGAAGAACUUGACCAACGUCUUGAAAGUGAAGUGUUCUCUGAGCUUAUCAGUUCUUUGGAGCAGUCGGGGACAAAAUAUACAGUUCUAUAUGUUUCAGAUCCAUUUAGGUCAAUUCAAUAUCCUUCUUACAGGGACCUGGAGAGGUUUCUUGCUGAAGGUACCUAUGGAAAUGGUUCAGCCAAUUCCACAACCUGUGAUGAAGUUUGCCAGAUUAAGUCAUCGCUUCUGGAGGGACUUUUAGUUGUGAAGGAGAUAAUAGCGUCUCAGGGACAAUGAUAAAUGCUUUUGGAGUUCAGGCAGCACUGGUUAAGACCCAAAUCCCUUGGCAAGAAAAGGAGCUACUACUUUGGAGACUUUAGUGAUUUAAAGUCUGUAUGUAAACUUUGUUUCUUUGUGUUUUCAUUCCUUCUGAAACUGUAUCUUCUUUUUUUCUUUUUAUCACUCAUCUUCUCUGAGAGAUCUGUUUUCUUCUCAUCUUGUCUUUUAGUGCACUUGGAAGUGGCCAGCAGUGUAAUCUGAUUUGACAUGAAAGAUUUUGUUUUCCUAAGUGGAAUUCUUUUUUUUCUUUUGUGGAAUUGGUGGCCUUGAAAAUCCUGAAACUGCAAUAGUGCUCUCUUUCACUGAUUGUCUUGGUUUUAUGUUUUUAUUUUUAUUUUUAUAUAACUAAUGAGGGAAUUCUGAUAUUCUCACAUCUCAUGAUUUUCAGGGAAUUGUUUUGCUUAUAAUCUUGAUAUCUGGACUCUGCUGUAUGAUGGGUAUUGACACUCCAACAAGGUUUGAGGCUCCCCAAGAUUCUUGAUCUGUUGAUUGUGCAGGACAAUGUUUUUCUGCUGUGGCACUGGGGCCUUCCAUUUCAGGUGCUGUUGAGGUUCCAGUUGUUUAAUAUUUGGUUUUCAAGGGGCGGAGAUAUGACAUUGUAAUAGUUGUUUUCUAUUUAGAGGGCGUUUUAUAAUGUCUACUUGAAUGAUAAGAGUAUGAUUUUAUCAUCAAUCACACCAUCUUCUCUUGGGUGUC